Coregonus clupeaformis (lake whitefish) is the source of this 3335-nucleotide messenger RNA. Its product is annotated as histone-lysine N-methyltransferase PRDM9-like. The coding region runs from base 179 to 2464 and encodes 761 amino acids. The record is from RefSeq and is a predicted model, not a curated record. Gene Ontology annotation, molecular function: protein binding. Gene Ontology annotation, cellular component: nucleus. The transcript is spliced from 7 exons. NCBI's taxonomy places the organism in Eukaryota, Metazoa, Chordata, Actinopteri, Salmoniformes, Salmonidae.
GGCAACAAACACUAUCCGAACAUUGUUACAAGCUACCCAUGAACUUUUACCACAAAAGUCAAAUCAGUUUUCCAAAAGUAACAUACACUAGUACCUUGACGAUAACUAAGAUUAUUACCAAGUAAUUAGCUACAGGUUUCAGGCGGAUCCGGUUGUCCAGACUAUAGAGCCUGCAGUCAUGUCUGAAGAAGUGAUCAUCAUGGAGUGGGCAGCGGCUGGUGCAUCAGAAGAGGGAUGUCAAGCCCAACUCAUUACAGUGUUUCCUGACAGCCUGGUCCAGAAUGUAUUGGUGAACACCGUGGUACAAGGCCAAGAGGAGGAUCAUCCACUACUAGAUGACAAUGGCAAUGACCUCUAUUGUGAGGAGUGUCAUGCCUCCGACAAAGACCAGUGUGAUAUCCAAGGUGGUCUGUCCUUCAUGCUGGACUCUCCCACUCCAAUGGGCUUACCCCAGAGGGCCCUCCUCACCUUACCCCACGGGCUGGUGGUGGGCAGGUCCAGUAUCCCCGGGGCAGGCCUGGGGGUUCUAAACCAAGGGGCAGUUGUGGCCCCAGGAAUGCACUUUGGCCCCUGUGAGGGGGAGGUGACUACCAGGGACAGCGCAGUAACAAGUGACUACUCCUGGGAGGUCUGGAACAGUAAGGGUGAAUCUGAGUACAUUGAUUCUGCAAGAGACACUCAUUCCAACUGGAUGAGGUAUGUGAACUGUGCUCGUAGUGUAGAGGAGGGUAAUCUCAUAGCACUCCAGUACAGGGGGAUUGUUUUCUUCCACUGCUGCCGCUCCAUCCUCCCAGGAGAUGAGCUCUUGUUUUGGCCUGGGGGCAGAUUCAUCGACAGGUUUAGGGACCCCUCUGACCAAAUCUGGCUCCGAAAGAGCACCCCUUCAGCAGAUUUGUCGUCUCAGGUUUUCCUUUGUAGUCAGUGCCAGCUUUCUUUCACCACCGAGACCUACUUCCAAAGACAUAAAGAGCAAAUACACCCCCUGGACCUAUCACCUGCGUCUGCACUGAGUGAGCUUGACAAUCACCUUUCUAACGGUAACAUGGACCCAGACCCUAUGUCGUCCUCUCUCGGUGAGUUGGGCUACCGGUGCCCUCAGCGUCCUAAGAGCUUUAAACAGAAGGGCCACGUCCAGAGAAACAUGCAAGCUGUCAACUCCGUCAGACCCUACUGCUGCCCCCAGUGCAGGAAGUGUUUCGCUCAGGUGUACGUCCUGGCGAGGCACCAGCUACGAGUUCACGGAACGAAGAAGAAGCGUGGAGUAGUAGAGGUCAGAGGGGAGAGUUCGCUCCCGCCUCCUUCUGACAGUGCCUGGGAACCCAAACCUCCGUCCAUUGAUCCACCUACAGAGACCCAGACAGGGAGAGCUCCCUUACAGAGACUGAGUAACCUCAGGGUAAAGUCCAUCAGGAACUCUAAAGCCAAAACUAACACACUGAAACAAAGAGAAACUAUUAUCAAGAAGAGGUCCCAUUCAGAUGCUCCGGACAUGGAGGAGGAGAGAGAUGCUGUAGGAGAGGCCCAGUACAGAUGCACUGAUUGUCAGAGAACCUACGGCAACCCAGAGUCCCUUAAAGCCCAUCAGUGCAUCCCGGUCGUGGUGGGGCCGCAGCCGUACUCUUGCACUAUGUGCGGGGUUACCUUCAAACGGUACACCACCCUGAAGAAGCACAAGCUCAACAAGCACCCGAAGGAAAAGAUGCUUUAUUGCUGCACCCACUGUGGAAGGUUCUUCAGUCAGGCUGCCGGUCUACAGCGUCACCUGGAGGCUGAAGUAUGUAAGAACAUCCAGCUGAGCUCUAAAGCUGUCCCCUGCUCCUACUGCCAGUUCUCCUUUACCGAGGAGAGGUUCCUCCGGAAGCACGUUAAGAGACACCACCCUGAUGAGUAUGUCUCUCAGGCCUCAGGCCUGGGCUCAGGGCUCAUUCAGCCAGAGCAGAAGGCCGGAGAAGCAGGAGAGGUCCACCUGUGCUUGCAGUGUGGAAAGAGCUACGAGUACAUUCAAAGCUUCAAAGCUCACAGGUGUUUCCAGUCAGUCACAGCCAAACUGCACUUGUGCAAUGACUGUGGGAAAGGUUUCUCUUGUUUCUACAGCCUUAAGCAGCAUCAGCGGAUUCACACGGGAGAGAAGCCAUACCGCUGCCAUUACUGUGAGAAGUGUUUUAGCCACUCUGGACAUCUCAAUGUGCACAUGAGGAUACACACAGGGGAGAAAUCUUUCCUUUGUACUGAGUGUGGAGAGAGUUUCCGUCAGUCUGGGGAUCUGAAGCGCCAUGAGAGAAAACACACUGGGGUGAAACCAUGUACCUGUCCUGAAUGUGGGAAAAGCUUCAGUCGACCUCAGAGUCUGAAAGCUCACCUAAUGCUGCACAACGGAGAGAGACAGUACAAGUGUGAUCAGUGUGGGAAAAGUUUUUCACGAAAUUAUCACCUGACGAGACACCAUGAAAAGACACACUCAUAAUUUGGUUGCACCACACACUAUUGACUAUUGGGUUUCUUUGAAAACACUUGGUUAAGUUUAUAUAUACCCAUUGCAACAUUCACAGCUGAGAAUACCACUUCAUGUAAAAUAAUGUGAUUUUUGUUUCUACUUUGGUUUUCAAAGAAAAGGACAAUGUGUUAUAGGCACUACAAGUCUUCCACCAUGACCACCCUGCUUCCCUACAAGCUAUGGGUAUUGAUCAUGAUCUGGCCUCAAUUAGAAAAGGGGACCAUCUUAAACAGCUAAACCAAAGGGAACAUUUUGGGAUUUACAAACUACAGGCCACUAAGUACCCUGGUUUAACAUUUACAUUUACAUUUACGUCAUUUAGCAGACGCUCUUAUCCAGAGCGACUUACAAAUAGGUCGGGAUUGAAGAUGAAUGAAUAUAUGGAUUUAUUACCUUUCCUGUAGGGUCGUGAGAGGUCCCUUUGCUGUCAUCUAGGGGACAUUUUGUUCAGCUAUGUUUAGACUGUUGUGGUGCAUGUUUGCUGUGUUCUAGUGUACUAUAAAAUAGAUGGCGCUCCUAUUCUUAACACUUUGCCCAGUCAUAUUCAAGGUUAGAACUACCUUUCUAGGGGUUCUGAUGCUCCUAGCCUUGAGAUGCAUUUUUUUAUAACAUAUCUACAGUAUUUCACUUUUGAAUGUGUAUAGUAUUGUUUACUAGGUGUUGUCCAAUGAAUUAUGUAACCACUCCCUCUUCAAAUCAGGGUUGAUUGGAAAAAGCUGUUCAAAAGAGGACAUUGUAUUAUCGUAUCUUUGUACUCCCUGGCGAAGGCCAUGCAGCCAAAACGCGUCAGUCAUUCAUCUUUGUUUGCAGUGAACAAUACAAAUAAAGGCUUUUUAAUUGA